Molecule: messenger RNA, 13394 nt
Organism: Caretta caretta (loggerhead turtle)
Lineage: Eukaryota; Metazoa; Chordata; Testudines; Cheloniidae
Gene: CRPPA
Product: CDP-L-ribitol pyrophosphorylase A
Biological process (GO): isoprenoid biosynthetic process; protein O-linked glycosylation via mannose
Cellular component (GO): cytosol
Molecular function (GO): D-ribitol-5-phosphate cytidylyltransferase activity
Source: RefSeq, a predicted model, not a curated record
AUUACACUAGCCCUGGGCCUGCACUCAAUUACACGCAGGGACAGGCCAGCGUGGACCUCAGGGGAUGGGGAGCUGCACACAGCGGCUCCGCGGCUUGGCAGGGGGCGGCUGCGGGAGUCGGGGAGCUGGGGCCGCACCGCCAGCCCCGCUCCACAUGCGGGGACAAGCGGCAAAGAGCGACACCGCCCGCGUGCAGCCGGACUGCGCAAGCGCAUUGCGGAAGCCUUCUCUGCGCCCCUCCCCUUCCCCCGCGCCUUCGGGGAUCUAAAGGGCAGCUGCCGGGCUGCCCCCAGGGUCUCAUCCGCUUGCAGGGCAGGGAGCCGGCCACUCCAGGGCAGGCGGGAGUGACGCGCUAGGCCCAUGCGGGGAGCGGCCGCCCACUCAGCCUGGGCGAGUAGGGCCAGUCCCGGGGGGGAGGCUGGAUUCUCUGGAUCGCGGACGUUGCAGGGGAGAUAAGCGACGCGGGUGGGCGAGGGAAUCGGCCGCUUGCCCUGCUCCCGCUCUCUGCGCCCCCGCCGGGCCCCGGGUCUGGGGGACUCCCGCUGGAGCUCGGGAGCGGACGCUCGAGGCCUAGGCCCGUGAUGGAGCCAGGGAAUGUCUUGAGCGGCGGAGCCUCGGUGGCCGCGGUGCUGCCAGCGGGCGGGAGCGGGGAGCGCCUUGGGGGCGCCACCCCGAAGCAGUUUUGUGCCCUGCUGGGCAGGCCGCUCAUCAGCUACACGGUGCGGGCGCUGGAGAGAAUAAACUGGAUAUCGGAUAUUGUUGUGGUGGUGUCUCUAGAGAACAUUGAAACAAUGAAGUCUAUCAUUGAAAAAUAUGGCCACAAAAGAAUUACGGUUGUAGAAGGUGGAAUGACUCGCCACCGGUCAAUUUUCAAUGGACUGAAAAUCUUUCCAGAGAGCAAGCUUUCCAGCUGUCCACUCCAGAAACCAGAAGUAGUGAUUAUCCAUGAUGCUGUGAGGCCAUUUGUCGAGGAAGAUACUCUUCUUAAAGUGGUUUUGGCUGCUAAAGAACAUGGGGCAGCAGGAGCAAUCCGUCCUCUCGUCUCUACUGUUGUUGCUUCCUCUGCAGAUGGUUCCUUAGACCAUUCACUAGAACGUUCCAGGUACAGAGCAAGUGAAAUGCCUCAGGCUUUCCUGUUUGAUAUAAUCUAUCAAGCAUAUCAUCAGAGCUUACUGGAAGCACUCCAAACUCUAAUCUCCAGGCUUCACUUCCUCUUCACACAUCCACUUGUGGAGAGUUGCCUAUCAUCCAGGGAUCUCCAAGGGCCUGAUUCUAUGACUGGAGGUGGAGAUGGAAAGAAGAUAGCUAAAAGUGCUUUGCAAGCCUUAACUAAUCUUCACAAAAAUCUCAUGAAAAACUGUACUGAUUAUGACCUGGAUUAUGGGACAGAAUGUUUGCACUUGGCUCUAAAAUACUGUAAAACAAAUGCCAAACUUAUUGAAGGAUCGCCUGAUCUCUGGAAGGUGACCUACAAGUGGGAUCUGUAUGCUGCUGAAUCAGUUAUUAAGGACACUCUAUCACAACAAGUUUGUGUUACCACUGAUAUGAAAGAAGAUGCUGUGCAGUUAGGUUUUCUCCUUCAAGAAACUCUGAAAAACGAAGUAAAACAGGUUAAAGGUAUAUCAGUGUUUCUAUGUAAAAAUGAUAGUCGUCUACAGAACAUCUUUUUAGGACAAUGCUACAAUUUUAUUUGCAUAAAUGCUAAAAAAUCAGACAUUAAGGAAGCCCAGCAACUAGUGGAUAAACUUGAAAAAGCAAGAAUUUCUGUUUUACAUCCAGUUGUUCUCAUUUCGGUCCACUUGAAUGUUUCAGAAAAUAUGUCUUUCAGCAAUGGAAUGGAAGAACUGGCUUGGAUAAAGGAAUUUGCAAGGGAAGUGAAAAAGAAAAAUAUUUUGGUUUAUGGUCUUCUCAUCCAUUACAAUAAGGAUGAUCCGAAGCUUCAGGAGACAAUAAAUUCUGCUGCUGCCAUUAUCUCUGCAUUAAUAAAGGACAGAAACCCGGAGCUGAUUGGCCAGCUGUUGGUAGCAUGAAUAACUAAAUCAUUUGUAGCUAACAGAAGUAUUUCUUUUUCAUCAUGUGUUUAGCAAUAUUCUUGAAACAUUUUACUCUGUGACAAAACCACUGGACUUACAAAGUUUGUUAUUAGGAUAUUUUAUCAACAUAAAAUGUAAGUCUGACCUUGUGUUGAGAUGCAAGUGUAAAUGAAAUAGAAGAUGCUGUGAGGUGCACCAGGUAUUAUACUUCAAAGUGUUUAUAUUGAAGCAUUAUAUGUGAGGUACUGAUCAUUUCAAAAACUACAACUGAUUGGUGCUAUUUAGUCCUUUCAUGUCCAAAGCACUUGAUCUAAGCACAAAUUUCUUUUCAACCAGAUAACAUAUAUGAUAUUAAAGCACAGCUGGUGCUCUUUAAUACAAGACAUAGUCCCUUGGACUUUAAUGAAAGUAUCCUAGAAUUGUUUUCAAGAUCUGGUCCUUAUUCCCCAGAGAAUGAAGAUUAAAUUUUAAAAAUACAUUUGUGCAUACCAUAUGAGAUGUAAUAGCCUAUCCUGGGAGUGCAGAAUUAGGAAUUCAUUGUGGUGGGAACUAAUUCUUUUUAAAGCUUGAAAGGUUAUCAGUUCUGAUGGUAGUGGAGAAAUAAGACAGAAGAAAGACUCUCUUCUUCAGUAAUUGAGCUGCACUUUCAGUUUUUGUGUCACUCUGAUUUUCUGUUUGAUAUAUGUGUUUGUUAGACCAUCAUCUGGAAGACAGUAUCGUAACUGCUAAUGCAUGGAGGGUGUUUUGACAUUUAAAUGAAGAUGGCUUAGGGAGGAGGGUAGAAUAAGAAGUUUUCACUUAUCUGUGUUGAAUAUUUUCACAUGUUCUACUAGCUUAAAAUGUACAGUUCUCUACUGCCUCUGGCAGCACGUAACCCCCUGCAGUCUUAAUGUUUUUUUGGUACUGUGUUUCCCCAAUUUGUGAAUAAGUUAGAUUACAUUCUUAGGAACUCUUGUUGACUUCAUUGUAAUUGGAACAAGAACUUUGAGAAAUAUUCAGCGCAUAAGUAGCUGUCCCACAUGUGCUCCCAGGAACCUCCCACCAUCUCCAGGUUUAGAGAUGGCUCCUAUUCCAAGGGGAAAUUUCCCCUUGAAACCAGUCAUGUAAUGCAUUUUGCUGCUGACCUGUCACUGCAAUCUUCCCAGGGAUGAAGUCUGUCAGGAUGGAAAUUGGGCCUUGGCAUAAUGCUGGAGAAUGCACAGUUACAUGCACUGCAGCUAGAAGGGGGAAGAUUGUUCCCUGACUUACAGGUGUAUGGGGAAUUUUUUCAAGGGUCUCAGCCAGAAAAAGGAGACAGGAGACCCCGUUGUGUCAAAGAUUUCCCUGUCUCAAUGGCAUUCAGGUGGGAAGAGUAGUGAUCUCCCCUUCUCUAUUAAGCAAACAUCACAAAAUUCCUGUGAAGAAGAGGGCCCCCAAUUUUGAUAAAAAGAGAGCCCUCCCAAACAUCCAUCACUGACUGUUGGAUGUCUCCCUUCCCCAGCACAACAGCCCAUUGAAAGAUAGCCAACACAGUUGUUUGCAAAAAAUAAAACAAUCCCUGCCUGCUACCCUUCCUCCUCUCUCCCUGCGGAUUCCCAGCUGUGCCAGGUAAGGAGCCUAAUGCAGUCUUAAGGCUGUAAUAAAUUCAACUGCCUGCAUGGCCCCCUGUGAGUGGGAGAAGGUUUGGUCGAGAAGAGGAUGCAGUCUUGCAUGGGGAAGGUGGAUGUUCAAUACAAUCUUUGUGUCUCAGCAGGUAAAAUCUUCAUACUUCUUUCUGCUCACCUGCUAGAUGUGCACUCCUGGCCAUGGAGCAUGGGUUGAUGGUGGGUUAUUUUGCCCUUGCAAUAAACCUGGUGCAGGAGAAGAUUGGCCUAAUGUGAAGUCCCAACCACAGUAUUCUGAGGCUUAGGUGCUCCAGAAGAUCUCAUCUGGUGCAUUAGAUAAGGUCCUAUAAGAAUCUGAAUCUACUUUGGGUUCGCUCUGCUAGUGAGUACUCUUAGACACCGGAUGAACUACGUGUGUCUCUGCUUUAAAAUCCUGCUAAGAAACUGAUGUUGAUCCAAAUUUUCCUCCUUUACAAGGUACAACAAAUAGUUAUGGCUGCCUGUUUUUCAUCCAGAGCAGACAUUUUCAUUCAAUACAGAAACCUGUAUAAAAGAGCUAUAAGCUUCUCAAGCAGUCAGUAUAAGCUGUUUUCUCCUUUGCUCCUCUUCCCUCUCUAUAAUUAUCACAAAUGAACCAUUUGUCCUUCUUUGACAUUAUACAACAAAUACAUUUGUGUUAGCACCUUACAUGGCUAUAGAAUACCUAUGCAGUUUAGUUAGACAAAUGAGAAACUUGAGAGUUUACAUUAUUUGCUUUCACUUAUGAAUAAGCUUUUCAAAUUCACUUUUAUCUGACACUCAUAGAUUGAGUUUGAUGCAGUAAUUCAUCUCUCAGGCUUGCAAAAGAUGUGAUGUAAGUUAUUAAUUGGCUUUCAAACACCUAGAUUACUAGUGACUUCUUAUUUUGCUGCUGCUUCACUAUAACAUGUAGAAAGGUUCUAACACAAAAUAUAUGAUGCGUUUCCCCAGGACUGACAAGCAAGCAAAUAAAAUAUCCUUUAUGUUUUACAUCUAUAGUAAUUAUAGCCACUGUGCUUAAAUUCAAGCACUGUAGUAAGGAAACUGACUUAUCAUAAAAUUGUCAAUUAUGUCAAUUUCACUUAUAUUGAGUUGUAAUUUUUACCUAAUUAUUUAUUUUGAACAGGUUUUGAUACAACUGAAAAUUUCUCAUGCAAUAAACUUGCAUAAUGAAAAAUGAUUUUCUAUGGGCUAUUUGGGAGCACUUGAAAAGAAAAUAAACAAUGUAAAUUAGUUUCAGGUUCUCAAUAUAGAUUUAAUGUUUAUUUAAACUGAAAUGUAGGAUAAAAUAACAGGUUUCCUUGAUGUGCUAUUAAUAUCAUUGCUGUUGUUUCUCUUUAAACAAUCCAUAAACAACCAGUAAACUCGCAUGGAGAAAGUAAAAAUUACAAAAGCAAAGCUAUUGAGACACGGUAAAAUAGUACGCUUCUGUAGGAAUGAAUGAAACAAAAUAGAAUUAAUGAUAUUUGAAUGUCCCAACCAAAUCUAAGUGGUGCCUUUUUCAUUAAUGUUAAUAUCUAAAAUAUGAAUAAAUAGGUAAGGUGAAAUUAAGAAACUGGUUGAUUGUUUUUUAUCUACACACAGCAGCUCACAAAUAGUUAUAGAAAUGAAAAAAAUUGGCAUAUGUACACAUGCUGUUUGAGUUUAACUAGUAAUCAGUCACAAGCCAUAUUGCUUUGAAUAUCUAGACAGAGAUAAUACUCUAACCAGAUUCAGCUGCUCCUACUCACCUUACCCCUCAAGUAAUAACCAAUAAUAUUUCUUGAGUAAAAUGCUAUUUAAUGUGAAUAAGGGUUUCAGAAUCUGACCCUAGUAAUUAUUAUAAUGAUUGCAAAGUUGACAGAAUAAUUGUAAUAUAUAUAUAUGUACAGUGAAACAAACCUGCUUGUCACAAUUGAAAAUAAAGUAAAAACUUGAGGUCUGCUAGGUCAUUUGGUAGAAAAAUUUCUACCCUGAUCUUCAUUAUAUUUCCAGGCCAUCUGACUUGAAAAUUACAUUUGGUUGUUUCACUGAAAAAAAUUACAUGAAUGAAAAGCACAGAAGGCAACAUAAUAAAGAAACAUCCAGAUAGGGGAUGGAAUUCUAGCCCUAUUGAAAUCAAUGGCAAAACUCCCAUUUUGCCCUCAGGGGCCAGGAUUUCACCCAUGAAGGUUGCAGCUGACCCUCUCAGUAUAAUGGACUGAACAACAAAACUCUGUAUCCAAAGCCUUUAAGUUUUGGGCACAUUCAGCGUUAUAUCCACAUGAAAAUAGACUUUUUGGUGCUUAUCCAAACAGAAGCUUCAAAAACCAUUUGAGGUUCCCUAUUGCUAGUUAGUGCUCUCCUAUUGUAUGUCACCUCUUACGUGAUUUGAAUAAUUCACAUCAUCAUAUUUUAUCUGGGAUUAAGGAUACUUUGAAUUAGAAGUGGAAGGCGCUGAAUCUAGAUGGAUUGAACACACAUCUAAAUGAGUGAAUUUAAAUGAAUUCCAUUGAUAGAGAAAACUUCCACUAAAUUCAGUAGAGCCAGGAUUUGGCCCAAUGAAGGGGACAAACAGUUGUGAAACAAAAUUUGUUGCAGAGAUUCAUGUAGCAGUUCAGAGUGAUUUUGUUUGCUCGUCCUUUUAAAGUCACGUACCUGAUUUUUCUAUGCUCCUUUUGACAAGGAAAUCACUACCCCUAAUCCCCAUCUUAUUUUUUUAUAAUGUGUUAUUGGGAUCUUUCCAACUAAGGAAUUGAAAUACAAGGUUCACUAAAUGGAAGAUUUUGUGUAUGACUUGGUAGUGAAAGAAUGCUAUUCAAAGGCAUUUCCUCUUGUUUGUCUCAAGAAUCACUUAUAAAAGCCACAAUUAACUCUUUGACUGUUCACUUAAACUUGGAGAGAUGCUGAGACUUGUAAAAAGAAAGAAUAUUUAAGUGCCCCCCUUAGGGUAAUUAGUUAUGAAAUGCUCAGAUGUUGAUAUUUGCUGUGAUGCAAAAGACUCCACUAUAAAGCUGUUAUUUAGAUACCAGUCUUGGUGCAGUAACUAGAUAGGUCAGGAAUGAGAUACCCCAAAACAAAACUUGACUAGUGGCCCAUUCAUUUAAUCACUCAGGUUUUUUUUCACCUCGUGGUAAGUUCAAAUUAUGACAUAUUGUAGCUCUAUUAUUUAAAAAAAACUAACUUGCUCUUGCAACUGCGCAGUUAGAUGUGUAACUACCUGAUUUCUAGGUGGUCAGUACGGUCCUUGCGCAUGGAUAUCCAUGUGGACAAUAUUGGAGCUGUGACUCCAUCUUUAGGCUUGUAACUUACUAUUCUUUUUAUUACCCCAUGUCCUCAACCCCCACCUCAGCCCACUUGUUCUGUCCCUUAGAGUGUUAGCUCUUUGGGGCUGGGACUGUGAUUUACUUUGGAUUUGUACAAUGCCUCGCACAAUUGGGCCUCAACCUUGUUGGCUUCUAGGCACUCCUACAAUAUGAACGUUAAUGCUAAUUAAUAAUUAAUUAAUUAAUAAUGUUAAUGUUUGUAAAUUGAGUUGGAGCCUGAAAAAUGCAAUUUCUGUACCAGUGCUGACUCCAGAGUCCCUGUAUCUCAAAUAAGUUUAUGGCAGCGUCGACUGUUCGAUUACACAUACCACCCUGAGGAGGUGUGGCAUUCCUUGAUGCAUUUAUCCCCCACAUGAAUUAAACCAUAGAACACAACUUUAUUUUCUACGUCAUCUGUCACAUACUCUCAGUAUCAGAAUGCUUCACAGAGUUAAAUAACACUGUUACAGAGAGAAAUAAAAGCAGAUGGAGAGAGAAAUGAAGAGGCAUAGAUAGGAGCAAAUGGCUAUGAGCAAGAGGCAGUGAGACUGAGAUAUAGGAAAGCUCCUCCAGAUGGCAGGAGCUGCAGAGGAGAAGGUCUUUGGAUGCUAAUUCAUGUCAAGUUUUUACAGUAUAAAACAGUUUUUACAGUAGCUUAAAAUGCGAGGGAUUAUAGUUACCUGCAUCUGGCUCAGUAGAGCCACAGGCUGCAGCUGUGUUUCCCCUUUCCUGGUAAUUAAUUUUAUCUCUCUUAAUUACUUGUUCCUUCUUCGCAUCAGUUCAUCUCUUCCUCUUUCAUGGCACUUCCUCUUUCCUUCUAUUUUAUGUCAUCAUAUCUCAACUCUGUCUCAUUUUGAAUCUUAUCUUUCCACACACCUCGCAGGGUCUGUUGGUGCAGGCAAGAUCAAACCUGGGACCUCUAGAGCUAAAUGCAGGAGCCUCUAUGGCAUGAGCUAAAAGGCAUAGGGCCCUUAGCUAAGGUUGUAGAGCAGACUCAUUAAUCUCUAAGUGGUCUUCACGCCACUAGAGGGGACAGAACGCCACACCCAGGAGGUGUGUGGGUUACAUUUAUUUCCCCCUUCUCCCCUCCUUUUGUCUUCUCCUCCUCCCCUCUGUCUCUCUUCUGUCUUUCCCUAUUUGUCAAUAUCCUUCUUUUCCUCCCGGACAAUCAUGGUCAAAGGAGACAAUCCACUCCUCCUCCCCAAAGCCAGGCUGUGGGCUUGCACAAGAAUGCCUUCCUUGCCUGCCUGGAUCAAGAACUAAGGCAGUCAUUCUUCUGCUUCUCUGUGCUCUUCAGAGCUGGGACUGAGGGCUGCUGUCACUUCCAUACUUACAACCUGUGGCUCUACUGAGCCAGAUGCAGGUAACUACCUGUAAUCACUUGCAUAUUAAGCUACUGUAAAAACUUGACAUGAAUUAGCAUCCAAAGACCUUCUCCCCUUCCAUUGUGCUCCAUUGGUAGCUGAGCACAUUCAAGCAAUAGCUGCCUGAAAGGACAGACUUCCUGCAUGGAUAGCUGCUAAAAGCAACACUGAGCCCCACCAGUUAACUGAGUAAAGCCUCAAGCUCCCUGUCACAUGGAAACUGAUCUCCUUCCAGGUCAGAUAGGCCAAAAUAAGCACAUUUGGGUGAAUAAAGUCAGACAAAUAAGCAGCCGGAUUGCAUGAGUCAGAAAGAACCCAGCUUGACUCUCAGAAUUCAGGGAGCGCUUCCAGGGCUCUGGCGACUGGAAAAAUGUUUAGGUAUAAAAACAGCAGAUUUGGAGUCACUGUGAGACAAUAAACCAGUGCCGUGUUAGUCCCUUUUUCACAGCAAAACUCCAUCUAGACCCACUGAAAUCCAUUUAGACCCACUGAAAUCACUGCUUUCUGGGUCCUCAAGUAUUAUUGCAUCUACUCCCUCCUGCCAUGUUUUGUUAACAUUACACGUAACCACACUGCUUAGUUUAGGCUGUUUCACUUAUGCUACAUUGUGAGGUGUGUGUGUAUGCAGCACCCACGUACUUCAUCAUUUGUUGGGAAGGACGCUUAUAAAUAUAUAUGUAUAUAUUUUUGAUGCAGACCUUCAGAAUGGCUUCUGUGUGUAAGUAAAAAUUCAUGUACAUUUAUUGAACUCAAGGCUCUUGGCUACAUGUGCAACAUUUAAAACAUAGGCACUGAAAUUAUCCAUGCCCUGUGUACACUGAAAUGCAAGUCUUCUGUGAAAAUGGUCUCUCUAAAAAUGCUCAGAGUCUGAACUGUGUUCUAACAUGGCGGGGGUGGGUGGGGGGAAGGAAAAUGUCUGUAAACCAUUUUGGGAGUGGUUGUUUAACACCAGAUCAAAGAAGUUUUGUUAUGAUGUGUAUUUAAACAAAAACUUCCAAAUGCCUUGAGUGCACAUCACAAAAGACAGUCUCUUAUUGUUUAAAAAACAUCAGCCUUCCUUGUUUCAUCCCACGUAUUUAAUGUGUAUCUUUGUGUAGGCAGCCACACAGAAACUGAAGGUGCAGGGGUUGUUCAAAGCUUCACAGUACUGUAGUAUGAUUACUUCCCGCACCAAAGAAGACAAAAUACAGUGGCAGCAAAGCACCACCUGGUGGUGGUGCCUUAUGAAUUUCUAGCAAAAAAAGCCUUUCUAAAGUUGAUCAGAAGGCCUGUACUACUGAUGAAUAGCUUGGCAGUGCAGUGAUUGCUCACUGGGACAAUCUCACUAGGAUUUUAAAUCAUCACCUUGAUCUCGAAUAUCACUGAUUCCCAAUCUCUUUCCUAGCAACACAACUCCGUGCCUGUGGUAAUUAAUGAGAAAUGGGGUACCUGUUUGAACAAUGUGGCAAGACUGAAAAAAUACAGAAUUUGGCUCCAGAGCUAUCAAUCCAGCAUCAUUCACAGUUACUAAAAUGUAAAAAGGAAAAGUGCAAUCAUUACUGUAAACUCUAGUUUACAGAGAGUGCUGGAAAAUAUGCUCAGUAAUAUUAUUAGCCCAUUGGGUAGCAACAAGCUGCCAGACAGUUAAUCAAACAGUCCAUGUGGGUGGGAAAGGUAAAUGCAAUAUCUAUUGGCUAGGAUACAAUGGAUUAUCUUGGCGGACAUGUAUAGUCUUGGAGGCAGUUUCUCUGCAGUUCCCAGGGUUUCAUUCAGACUUUUGUCAGUUUCUGUCAGUACAGACCCCGAGUUUCAUUUUUUUCAGGCUUGAACAAACCCCCCAAACUUGGCCAAAGUUUUGCCUGGAUGUGGGUUGAAACCAUAGAGUUCCGCAUGGUUUAUAGCCAACAGCUUAAAUAAGGGUCAUUUCUUGCAAAAAUCUUCCUGGGCUUUCUUGAAACUGUUUCUGAACAGUAGAGAGCCUUUAGAAACACAGCUUGCAAUGCACAGCACUCCAGGCAGCCAGACGGUGUUCCAGGCUGUUUAAUACAAGCACCUGGUGAUUUUCAAAUUGACAUUAAAUGAGAAAUCGAUUAAUAUCAGUUGAUAUUAAAGUAACACAGUUGUACUUAAUUGAUGCAAAAAGUUUUGGUCAGUGUGAGAAAAAAAAAUCUCCACAAGGACAGAUUUUCCACAAAGUGAGAUGUUUAUUACACUCACCUCUGGGCAACAAAAUAAAUUUGAAUUUUCUACCAUGAUUCUCAUUAAGAAAUAACCAUUACGAAUGUCAUGUAAAUUUGGUGCUUUGUGUUCUUUGGAGUCACAUUUAUCAGCGUGUGCGUUUUGUUUUGUUUUUUUCAAGCAAACACAGGAAACCAGAUUGGAUAUUGUUCCUUGGAGGAUCACUUGUAACUAAUGUAGAAUGUGAGGCAGACAGUACAGAAGAAAUCAGUCUUAUUUAAACUUCAUUGUGGAAGCUGCUACACUUGAAAGAAUGUUUUAUAAGUAAGACACGUAAUUGUUCAGCAGCUCUUUCGUGCCCUCUGCAGUUAAGUCUAUUUCUUGUGUAUGUGCAGUCAAAUUAAGAUCUGUUGUUUUUCCUGCUAAUGCAAUUUACCUCAGGUAAAUACCAGUACAUCAGGGGGGUAAUGCUGUUGUGGCUUCUGUUACUCACACCCGCCACUGACAAGCAAAUGCUACAGAGUAGAAUAAGGUUGUACUGUACAUAGUCUAAUUCACAGAAGUAGUUCAGAGCACUGAAAUACAAGCACAUUAUUGCAUGUACUGUUUGAUGGCAUGACUAACUUCACAAGUUUGCAUGUCACUGCACACGCAAUUAUCUGUGCACUGGUUAACAUACACCUGCAGUAUUCAAAGCUAAAUGAAAAUUGCAGAUCUUGAAUAUAGAUGACUGUCCAAACUGCUUUGAAAUAAGUAGGGCUAUGGGUAGAGCUGCUAUUAUAAAUUUCAUUUUACUAACUAUCAGUUUUAAAAAUGUGUGCCAGAUUCAAUUAUUGCUGCUCUCAUUCACGCAAAUAAAAGUAUCAUUAAAUUAAUAAUCUAAAUUACUAUAAAUUGCUUGUGUAUGAAUUAAGAGGAAGUUCUUUAAUCAUUAAUUUUAGCAGCUAAGCAAGGCUAAAGAUUAAAAAUAAGAAUGGUCCCUUGGAAGUAGAAUAAUAAAUGACACUAAUGGGAAUAUGAAAAUGAUUUCAGGCCCUGAUCCAGCAAAGAUUUAAGCGUAUAUCUCAAUAAAAGCAUGGGAGCAGUCCCUCUUGACUAUUUGUUUGCUUUGCUGGAUUAGACCACAGACUGUAAAAUCUUGGAAAUAGAUUUUUCAGUAUGUUUGUACAGUGCCAGAGAUGGUAGCAGCAUGCAGGUCAGGCCAGGGAGAGGGUUCCAAGCAUUGGGACCACAUAGUAGAAGGAGAGGGUCUCAAGUGUAAGGCACUGGAUUGUGAUUCAGGAGACAGGGGUUUAAAUCUUGACUCUGUUACAGACUUCCUAUGUAACUGUCACAGGAUACUUAGUCUUUGCCUCAGUUUCCCAUCUGUACAAUGGAAAUAAUAAAACUUUCUUUCUCAUGCCCCUUGCCAAUUUUGUCUGGCAUGCUCUUUGGGGCAGGCAUGGUUUCUUACUAUUGUGUGUGUUCAGUGCCUAUUUCAGGGGUCGACAACCUUCAGCACGUGGUCCAUAAGGGUAAUCCGCUGUUGGGCCAUGAGACAUUUUGUUUACGUUGACUGUCUGCAGGCACGGCUCACCGCAGCUCCCAGUGGCCGCGGUUUGCAGCUCCUACUGGCCGGGGAAGGCAAACUGCAACCACUGGGAGCUGCGGGGGGCUGUGCCUGUGGACGGUCAAUGUAAACUAUAUGUCUUGCAGCCCACUAGCAGAUUACCCUGAUGGGCCGCAUGCCAAAGGUUGCCGACCCCUGGCCUAUUGUAAUGAGGGCACAAACUCUGUUGGGGACUCCAGGUGCUACAUUAUUACAAAUAAUUUUAAGAUAAAUAAAAAUUGAUGAAUAGUUAUUAAUUGUUUUGCAGUGUGGUAGCAGUAGAGGCCCCAAACAAAUCAGGGCUCCAUUGUGCCAGGCACUGUACAAACACAGAGUAAGAGAUUGUCUCUGCCCCAAAGAGCUUACAAUCUAAAUAGACAUGAGAGGCACAGGGGGGAGGUGGAAACAGAACCAUAGAGAAAGGCAAUGACUUGACCAGAAUCACACAGCAAGUCAGUGACAGCACUGUGACCAGAACCUAGGUCUCCCACUCAAAGUCUAGCACCACAGCUACUAGCCUACACUGUCUCCUUCUGUAUGAAUAUUGGUUUGGUUUGUCUGCAGGAGUCAACAAGGUGCAAUUUCUCUGUGAUGAGGUGAGGAAGCAUGGUCCAGUAUUUAAAGCACAGGACUGUGAACCAGGCGUCCUGGGCUCUCCUCCCAGCUCUGCUAAAGAUCAAUUCUGUGACUCUUGGUAAGGUAGGGCUUCAAUUUGGGCUUGAAUAGGUACUGGGAGUGGCUGGCUCAUUACAAAAGCAGCUUUGGAAUUGACACCUCCUCAUCUAUUAUUGGGAGUGGACUACAUCCACCCUGAUCAAAUUGGCCCUGUCAACAUUGGUUCUCCACUGUUCUCCACUCCCUUCCCUUCAUGUGUCAUUAUAUAAUGCCUGCAUCUGUAAUUUUCACUCCAUGCAUCUGAAGAAGUGGGGUUUUACCCAUGAAAGCUUAUGCCCUAAUAAAUGUAUUAGUCUUUAAGGUGCCACCAGACUCCCUGUUGUUUCUUUGGCAAGGUAGGGUUGUCUACACUGUGCCACAAUGUGCACCAGAGGGGUGUAAAUUGUAAAGUGCUCGAACUGCCUUGUGUAAACCCUGCUGCCACACUCUAAAAGGUUCCUUGGGCAUGUUAACAUAGUACUGUUUCAAAUGAGACUAUAUCAAUGCUCAGUAGAUACCUUUAGUAUUAUUUACAACAUACCUCGGUACAGAAAACAAUUCAAUAGUAUAUUGGAAACUCCUUGAAUUCCUAGCUGAAUCCUUUCUGGUAUUGAUUUUGCUUUUCAGUGACUGUAGAGAAGUAGAUGAUAUGACUUAUAUAUCUGGAUUAUUAGCAGUGCUUGUAAAUUGUUUUUUUUUGUCAACAUAUUAAAAUUAUCCAAUGGUGUCUUUUA